This is a messenger RNA of Columba livia (rock pigeon), 2818 nucleotides long. RefSeq names its product uridine-cytidine kinase-like 1. The transcript has 14 exons. The record is from RefSeq and is a predicted model, not a curated record. Bases 343 to 1875 code for a protein of 510 amino acids. Gene Ontology annotation, cellular component: cytoplasm. Lineage: Eukaryota; Metazoa; Chordata; Aves; Columbiformes; Columbidae. Gene Ontology annotation, molecular function: kinase activity; ATP binding.
GGGACCAGAAGCCACGGGCACAAACUGCACCCCUAGCGGGUCCCUUUGAGCACGGGGACACGCUCCUCAGUGCGGGGGUGACACGGGCACAGGGAGGCGCUGGGGUCUCCGGAGCCCCAUGUCGUGGUCCCGGGCAGCGGCCGGUGCGGGGGCUGCCCGGGGGCCCCAGCGGGGCUCGGCUCCACCGGCCCGCGGGUGUCGGGCGCGGGGCCCUCGGGGUCCCGGUCCCGCUCCGGCUGUCCCGGCUCCGCGCGGGGCGGGGCCGCGGGGGCCGCCGGGAGCCUCGUGCGGCCGCGUCCCGUCCCGGCAGCCCCCGCGAGCCGGCCCGCCCGGCGCGGGGAGAUGGCGGCGGGCGCGGAGGAGCGGCGCGGAGCCUGGGGCGCGGCGGGCGCCGAGCGCAGCCCCGGCCCCGGCCCCGGCCCGCUGGGCUCGCUGCUCAGCCGGCUGCCCCUGGGCCCGGCCCCGCGGCGCCGAACCGCCAGCCAGUGCCAGCCCGAGCCGCCGCUGCUGCGCACCAGCAAGCGGACCAUCUACACCGCCGGGCGGCCGCCCUGGUACAGCGAGACCGGCGCGCCCGUGGACGAGGCCUUCGUCAUCGGCCUGUGCGGCGGCAGCGCCUCUGGCAAGACAACCGUGGCGACGCGGAUCAUCGAGGCGCUGGACGUGCCCUGGGUCGUGCUGCUCUCCAUGGACUCCUUCUACAAGGUGCUGGACGAGGGGCAGCAGGCGCUGGCCGCCCGCAGCGACUACAACUUUGACCACCCCGACGCCUUUGACUUCGAGCUGCUCGUCAGUGUCCUCCGCAAGCUCAAGAAGGGCAAGAGCGUGAAGGUGCCGGUGUACGACUUCACCACGCACAGCCGCCGCCGCGAGUGGAAAACGGUGUAUGGAGCCAACGUCAUCGUGUUUGAAGGGAUACUGGCUUUUGCAAACAAGGAGUUGCUGAAGCUCCUGGACAUGAAAGUGUUUGUGGACACGGACUCCGACAUCCGGCUGGUGCGGCGGCUGCAACGCGACAUCAUGGAGCGUGGGCGCGACAUCGUGGGCGUCAUCAAGCAGUACCAGAAGUUCGUGAAGCCGGCCUUCGAGCAGUACAUCGAGCCCACCGUGCAGGUGGCCGACAUCGUGGUGCCGCGGGGUGGGGAGAACUCAGUGGCCCUGGACCUCAUUGUGCAGCACGUGCACAGCCAGCUGGAGAAGCGCGAGAUCACCGUCAGGGCAGCCCUGGCCUCUGCCCACCAAGGGCAGCCGCUGCCGAAGACGCUGAGCGUGCUGGAGAACACGCCGCAGGUGCGGGGCAUGCACACCAUCAUCAGGAACAAGGACACGACCAGGGACGAAUUCAUCUUCUACUCCAAGCGCCUGAUGAGGCUGUUGAUUGAACAUGCCCUCUCCUUCCUGCCGCUGAAGUCGGUCACUGUGGAGACACCGCAGGGGACAACAUACGAAGGGAAGCGGUUCCACAGGCAGAGGAUCACAGGCGUGUCCAUCCUGCGCGCAGGGGAGACCAUGGAGCAGGCGCUCACGGCCGUGUGCAAGGACAUCCGCCUGGGCAAGAUCCUCAUCCAGACCAACCUGGACACGGGGGAGCCCGAGCUCCACUACCUGCGCCUGCCCAAGGAAAUCAGCGAGGACUACGUCAUCCUCAUGGACAGCACCGUGUCCACCGGGGCCGCGGCCAUGAUGGCCGUGCGCGUGCUGCUGCGUCCCGCAGGACCACGACGUGCAGGAGGACAGGAUCUUCCUGCUGUCGCUGCUGAUGGCGGAGAUGGGGGUGCACUCCGUGGCCUACGCCUUUCCCCGCGUCCACAUCAUCACCACCGCCGUGGACAAGAGGAUCAACGAGGAGUUCCACAUCAUCCCGGGCAUCGGUAACUUUGGGGACAGAUACUUUGGCACCGAUGGCCCUUCUGCCUGGUGUGAGAGCGACGGCAUGGACUGCUGAGCUGGCUGGCCACGGAGCCACCGGCCGGGCUGGCCCUGGAGCCGGCCCCUGCCCCCAGGAGGGGCUCCCCGUGCCCACCCCCCGGCAUGGUCCUGCCUGCAGGACGAGCCCCUCGCUGCCACCCUCUGCCUCACAGGAGCAGCCACCGGCGGGGCCCAUCGUCCCCCUGAGGAGGGAUGGAGGAGGGAUGGCAGCCCGCCGGAGUGGGGAGUGCUCUCCCCAAGGCGUGUCCCCAGGGGCCGGUCACCCUCGUCCCUGGGGAGGAGGGGACGGGGUGCGGUGCCCUCGACGCUUCCUCCGGGCCCUGGCUGGGGGGCCGGGCAGGCUCCCUUGCUGGAAUCUGUAUUUAUUCGUAUUUAUUUAGAGCAGCUGCCCACCUGGCUCUCCCGCGGGGCAGCCCAGCUACUUGAAAAACAUCAGGGAUUGGGGAUCUCCUCAAGGAACCACCUUGUCCCCACCGAUCUGACACUCCAUCCCCUCCCUGUCCCCACAGGGGCCCGAGGGGGCUCCGGGCUGGCACAGGGAGGGCAGGGGCUGCCUUAGCUCCCCGCCCUGUGCCGGCAGGAGGGUUUGAUAUUCAAACGUUGUCCCGGUGCUCUCCCAGCUCUGCGGGGGCCAGCCCCGGUGCCCAGCAUCCCUGGGGGGGUGAGGGGGCCGGGGCUGCCCCCCCACUGCUGCCCUUGUCGCUCAGGUUCUUUGAAGGGGCAGCAGCAGCUUUGCCUCCCGCUCGGGGAACGGGAGCAGCAGCGGCUCCGGAGCGGGGUGGGGGUCCGGGGCCUGGCCCGUGCCCCCCCUUGCCGGCUGCAGAGGAUCCGCUGCCCCUCCCCGCUGCCCCCGCUGCCUUGUUUUGUACCCAAUAAAGGAGCAGCGUGA